Molecule: messenger RNA, 2538 nt
Organism: Meyerozyma guilliermondii ATCC 6260
Lineage: Eukaryota; Fungi; Ascomycota; Pichiomycetes; Serinales; Debaryomycetaceae
Gene: DAP2
Product: Dap2p
Exons: 1
Coding region: 1-2538 (845 amino acids)
Biological process (GO): proteolysis
Molecular function (GO): serine-type endopeptidase activity; dipeptidyl-peptidase activity
Source: RefSeq, a predicted model, not a curated record
AUGUGCUACAACGUUAAUGGUGUAAGGUUACAUGCAGCACAUCCUACAUACAGACAUCCUACAUACAGUGUACAAUAUAAUUCGCAUCUUUCACAUUUUGAAAUUCCUCUCAGCCAGCCUUCCAUGAAUGACAAGUACGAGCCUAUAGGCCGUGCCGGUGUCUCCUCCAGGCGCUACCUAUACUCGGGUGCGCUCCUAGGCAUACUAGUAUGGGGUGUGCUGUUUCUUCUCAUCACCAUAUCCAAUUUUCAUAUUCAUCCUUCCCCGGCUCAAAUUGAGCAAUAUCUCAAAAAUGCCCCGCCGCCCUUGUUGUAUGAUCAUCGUCAUUCAAAGAUUCAGGGACCACGGCUCAAUGUUUCUUCAUACCGUGAUGGGCUUUUCCGACCAGAAUUUACCUCUGUUCAAUGGAUUCAUGAUCGCACCAUGGACGGCACUUUUGUAUUGACCCAUGACUCGUCGCAUGUGAUCAAGUCUAUCAUUGACGAGAGCUACGAAUAUGUUCUUUUCAACUCCACCGACUUUGUUUACGACGGAAAAACCUAUACGGUUGAAGGACUCACAGCAUCUCCCGAUAUGACCAAGGCUAUUCUUAGAACAAAUGUCACUCACAAUUGGAGACAUUCGACUUUUGCCUUAUACUGGACCUUGGAUGUUGCCAGCCAGAUUAUCGAGCCUGUGUAUCCUGAACCGCUCGCGGUGACAAGCUGGUCCCCCAAAUCGGACGCUAUAGCAUUUGUCUACCAAAACGACGUUUACGUCAAGCGGCUGAACGAGGUCACUAGGUUCACUCACGAUGGCAAUGCCAACGUUUUUAAUGGUAAGCCGGACUGGGUGUAUGAAGAGGAAGUGUUUUCCAGUGAUAUCGUUCUUUGGUGGUCUCCUGAAGGUGAUAAAAUUGCAUUUUUGAAGCUGAACGAUACCGAGGUUCCUGAGUAUCCUAUUCAGUACUACGUUCAACAAGACAAGGAUUACCCUGAGGUACGUAAUAUCAAGUACCCUAAGGCAGGCUACCCCAACCCUGUUGUUGAAUUGGUUGUGGCUGACGUUAACGACGCAUCUUCUGUCUCCAAUAUAUUUCUCUCGUCUUUGCCUGAGUACCUUAUCACUGAGGUUCUUUGGGUUUCUGACGACAAUGUAUUGGUGAAAACGAGCAAUCGAGCCAGCGAUAUUCUUGAAAUCUUCUUGGUGGAUGCUGCUCAAAAGACACCUAAAAAAGUUCGCCAGCACAAAGCGGAAAAAUCAUGGUUUGAAGUUCUGACGAACACCCGUUAUAUUACCAAGAAUAAAGCCGUGGGCAGGAACCACGACGGAUACAUCGACACCGUGGUGGUUGACGGCUACAAUCAUUUGGCAUACUUUUCUCCCCCAGACAACCCUCAUCCAAAGAUACUCACCAAGGGUAACUGGGAAGUUGUUGGUGGAGUUAAAGCAUUUGAUGAGGAACGUAACCAGGUGUAUUUCAUUGGAACCAAAAAAUCGUCAGUUGAGAGACACUUGUAUUCAGUCAACUUGUUAGAAGGUGAAUCUUCGAUUAACGAGAUCACCGAUACAGAGGAAGAAGGAUGGUACUCUGCUUCAAUUUCAUCAGGAUCGCGCUAUCUUCUCUUGACUUAUCAAGGGCCCAAGGUUCCGUAUCAAGAGCUUGUGGAUCUUCACACACACAAGCACAUCAAGUACGUCGAGACCAAUGACGAAUUGAAGAACACAUUAAACACUCACCAGGUCCCUCGAGUCGAGUAUCUGGUGAUUUUUCUCGGAAAAGAUGAAGAUGGUAACGACAUUAAAGCAAAUGCCAAAGAAACCUUCCCACUAAACUUCGACUCAUCCAAACAGUACCCCGUCUUGUUUUAUGUUUAUGGAGGACCAGGAUCGCAGAUGGUUACCAAGUCUUUCUCGGUAGAUUUCAGUGCUUUGGCAGCGGCAGAAUUAGAUGCAAUUGUUGUCACCGUAGACGGAAGAGGCACUGGUUUCAAUUCGUAUGGAGAUUCCAAUUUUAAGUUCUGUGUCAGAGACCACUUGGGACACUACGAGCCGAUUGACCAGAUUGCAGCUGCUAAAAUUUGGAGUCGAAAGUCUUAUGUAGACUCCAGUCGUAUGGCUAUUUGGGGCUGGUCUUAUGGAGGUUUCCUCACCUUGAAAACCUUGGAAACGGACGCAGGCUCAGUAUUCUCGUACGGAGCAGCAGUGGCACCAGUAACCAAAUGGAAACUCUAUGACUCCAUUUACACCGAAAGGUACAUGCGGACACCGCAGGAGAACCCAGAUGGAUAUCAGACAGCUUCGAUUCACAAUGUUACUCAAUUCAAGGAUGUGACAAGGUUUCUCAUUAUGCAUGGGUCUGGCGACGAUAAUGUCCAUUUUCAAAACACAUUGGAGCUAAUUGACGAAUAUAAUUUAGCGGCGGUGGAGAAUUUUGAUUUCAUGGUGUUUCCUGACUCGGACCAUUCGAUUUCGUACCACAACGGUAACAAUGUGGUUUAUGAUAGAUUGCUCACCUGGUUGGAUCGGGCAUUUUCCGGUGAGUUUGUAUUAUUGUAG